CUAGAGGAGGGCAGAGAGAGAAAAAUCACAGCCACCAUCACAACAUGAUCAUCACCCCACAGCCCAAACACACUGGUUCAAAAAACAACAGUCAGGAGCAUCUCGGACCGAAUCUGAGAAGUGGUCUCGUCGUCGGUCAAUAAAAGGACCGUGUUUAUCUCUGUUUUUAAGCCGUCAGGGAGUGGAUCUGUCUCGGACGCCAUCUUUAGCAGCAGUAGCCCGGGAGAGUGAAGAGCUGCUGGGCCACCGUUAACCAGCACCGGGCUGGAGCGAUUUCUCCAGCUGACGCUCCUGCUUGACAGCGAUCGAUAAGUUGUUUGGGACUGAUUUGGGGUCGGUAGGCGUGUUUCUGCCCACUGGGUUUGUUGUUGUUGUGGUCGGAGGAGUUUUCUCGGGCUGGCUGCUCAUCCUGGCCUGUUGGGAGGGUUUUGGUCCGUAUGAGGCCACUGUCUUGCAGAUGAGCCAUCAGUGGGGGCUGUCGUGUCGCAGACCCAGAUAGUGACUGGCGGCUGCGGCCCAGGCCCCGCCCCCUCCCAGCAUGCCCAACGCUGUUCGCGCAGGGAGUCUGAAAGACCCCGAGAUCGCAGAUCUCUUUUUUAAAGAAGACCCCGAAAAACUCUUCUCAGACCUGAGGGAGAUCGGUCAUGGCAGCUUCGGCGCUGUAUAUUUUGCACGGGAUGUGCGGACCUCAGAGGUGGUGGCCAUCAAGAAAAUGUCAUAUAGUGGAAAACAGUCCAAUGAGAAAUGGCAGGAUAUAAUAAAGGAGGUGAAAUUCCUUCAGAGGAUAAAGCAUCCAAAUAGCAUAGAGUAUAAAGGAUGCUACCUGCGAGAGCACACAGCAUGGCUUGUUAUGGAGUACUGUCUGGGGUCCGCCUCAGAUCUCCUCGAGGUACACAAAAAACCUUUACAAGAGAUGGAGAUAGCAGCGAUUACUCACGGUGCUUUGCAGGGGUUGGCGUACCUCCACUCCCACAACAUGAUUCACAGGGAUAUCAAGGCUGGGAACAUCCUGCUCACAGAGCCGGGACAGGUGAAGCUGGCAGAUUUCGGUUCUGCUUCUAUCGCUUCUCCUGCUAAUUCAUUUGUAGGGACUCCUUAUUGGAUGGCCCCAGAAGUGAUCCUGGCCAUGGAUGAGGGUCAGUAUGAUGGAAAGGUUGACAUCUGGUCUCUAGGAAUAACCUGUAUUGAAUUAGCUGAAAGGAAACCUCCGCUCUUCAAUAUGAAUGCAAUGAGUGCCUUAUACCAUAUCGCGCAGAAUGAGAGUCCAUCCCUACAGUCCAGUGAAUGGACGGACUACUUCAGAAACUUUGUGGACUCCUGCUUACAGAAGUUGCCCCAGGACAGACCCAACUCUGAAGAACUGCUGAAACAUGCAUUUGUCCAGCGUGAGCGGCCGGAGUCGGUGCUUAUUGACCUGAUCCAGCGCACCAAAGAUGCUGUGAGAGAGCUGGACAACCUGCAGUACCGCAAGAUGAAAAAGAUCCUCUUCCAGGAGGCCCACAAUGGCCCUGCAGCAGAGGUCCCAGACGACGAGGAGGAAGUGGAGCACAGUGCUGGCCGCACGGGCACAGUGAACAGCGUGGGCAGUAAUCAGUCCAUCCCUAGCAUGUCCAUCAGUGCAAGUUCACAGAGCAGCUCGGUUAACAGCCUGCCUGACGCCACAGAUGCCACCGAUGACAACAAGAGCGAGGUGGACCUGAUGGAGAAAGACCAAACCAUCAUACCCAACAGCUCCAUGAUUCACGUCAAACCGGAGGAAGAAAGCUACCCGGAAGAAACUGAGGCUCAGAAACAGCCCACAGAGCCCCAGUCUCCCCCAGCACAGACACCACGGCGUCAGUACCGAAAUCGAGAGCACUUUGCCACCAUCCGCACAGCCUCCCUGGUGACGCGUCAGAUUCAAGAACACGAGCAGGACUCUGAGGUGCGCGAGCAGAUGUCUGGCUACAAACGUAUGCGCAGGCAGCACCAGAAACACCUUCUGGCCCUCGAGAACAAGCUGAAGGGCGAGAUGGAUGAGCACAGACUCAAGCUAGACAAAGAACUGGAGAAUCAGAGGAACAGCUUUGCUGCUGAGAUGGACAAACUCAUCAAGAAGCACCAAGGCACCAUGGAGAAAGAUGCCAAGACUUUUACCAACGAUGAAAAGAAAUUUCUGCAGCACAUUCAGAGCCAGCAGAAGAAGGAGCUCAGCAGCUUUCUGGAGUCUCAGAAACGCGAGUACAAACUACGCAAGGAACAGCUCAAAGAGGAGCUGAAUGAGAACCAGUCCACACCAAAGAAGGAGAAGCAGGAGUGGCUGUCCAAGCAGAAGGAGAACUUCCAGCACUUCCAAGCAGAGGAGGAGGCCAACCUACUCCGCCAACAGCGGCAGUAUCUGGAGCUUGAGUGCCGCAGGUUCAAACGGCGCAUUCUCAUUGCACGUCACAACGUGGAGCAAGAUCUCAUGAGAGAGGAGCUGAACAAGCGUCAGACGCAGAAGGAUCUGGAGCAUGCCAUGCUGCUCCGACACCAUGAGUCCAUGCAGGAGCUGGAGUUCAGGCACCUGAGCACUAUCCAGAAGAUGCGUGCAGAGCAGAUCCGCCUGCAGCACCAAACCGAGCUCACCAACCAACUGGAGUACAACAAGCGCAGGGAGAGGGAGCUCAGACGCAAACACGUCAUGGAGGUCCGACAGCAGCCUAAAAGCCUCAAGUCCAAAGAGCUCCAGAUCAAGAAACAGUUCCAGGAUACAUGUAAGAUCCAGACCCGGCAGUACAAAGCCUUGCGAAACCAUCUGCUGGAGAGCACGCCAAAACCCGAACACAAGACCAUGCUGAAGAGACUGAAGGAGGAGCAAACCAGGAAACUAGCCAUCCUCGCCGAGCAGUACGACCACACCAUAAACAACAUGCUCUCCACACAGGCUUUGCGCCUGGAUGAGGCGCAGGAGGCGGAGUGUCAGGUGCUGCGAAUGCAGCUGCAGCAAGAGUUGGAGCUAUUGAAUGCGUAUCAGAGUAAGAUCAAGAUGCAGACGGACGCUCAGCAGGAGCGAGAGAGGAAGGAGCUGGAGCAGAGAGUGUCUCUGAGGAGGGCCCUACUGGAGACCAAGAUAGAAGAGGAGAUGUUUACCUUGCAGAACGAGCGCACGGAGCGUAUCCGCAGCCUGCUGGAGCGCCAGGCCCGAGAGAUUGAGGCUUUCGACUCAGAGAGCAUGCGCUUGGGCUUUAGCAACAUGGUGUUGGCUAACAUCUCUCCUGAGGGCCUCAGCCACAGCUUCCCUGGGGCCCCAGCCAGUUGGAUCCCCCAUCAGCAUCACUCAGAUGGCUCUCAGGGGACACAGUGGGGCAGCAGCACUAGUUCAGGGGCCGGCCACCACUACCACUCCAGUCAGGGAGGACCACAGGCCCAGCAGGGCUGGGGCCAAGCCAUCCCAGGAGGUGGGCUUCCUCCGUGGGGCCACUCCUCCUCGGGCCCUCCAGGGGCCAUGCCAAAAAGCAGUGUGGGGAUGCGGAACAGCCCCCAGGCGCUUAGGAGGACCACCUCAGCGGGGCGCACUGAGCAGGGCAUGAGUAGGAGCACCAGCAUCACAUCUCAGAUAUCCAACGGUUCACACCUGUCCUUUACAUAGACGCCAGUGCGUUUGUGCCAACCCUGUACACACAAACACACACGGGGUAGGGGAACGCACUGGCCCACACUAAAGACUGGCACAGAGAGCAGAGCUAACUGCACUCUUCUACCCACCUCCCUAUCUUCCCUCUCUUUCUCUCUCAUUUCACUUUACUACAUGCAGAUGUGCAUGUCAACUAUAGUAAAUAUCACUCAGGUCAAAAGGUAUUCUAACUUUGCAUGAAGCUUUUUUGACAGCCAUGCAGAGCUAGAGUCAAAAACACUAGUCUGAUUUAAAGCUCACUUAAUGAGAUUCAUUUCAUGCUAAUAUUAUAAAGAAAUAUAUAUAUAUAUAAAAAAAUGAUAUAUCUAUAAAAAAUAGAUGUUUAUUGAUUUAGCUUUACUCCACUUAAUGUGUGGAUUCAUAAACCAAAAGGAUGUUGAAAGGAGAUGUUGGCCAUAAUUCUUAAUAUUUGCUUAUAAAUGAUUAAGUAAGAAUACAAUCUAAGCUUUCAGCCUGCUGUCAUGCUCUUAGGAAAAACUAUUUGGGAUUUUUUUUUUUUUUUUUUAAAGAAAGAAAUCAAGAUGGAUUGAGUGUGCAUAGUAUAUGUAAUGUCUGUGUUGGGAAGAGAGCUGUUGAUUUGAGUGAGUGUUUUCAUUCUUAGAUUUUUAAGUUGGACGAGUACUGAAUUUUUGCAGAAAAUAAUGUGGAUAAAAAAUUCGUUUUGACAAUACCUUACAAACCUUUUUGUCAUGUUUAGUCAGCAGGAAAGGUCAAUGGGGCCUUGUUGCCCAAGCAGUGUGUUUUCGCAGUUUAGGAUUUUAAAUCACGCAAGCAAGCACAAAUCUGUUCAUAUCUCCAUCAUAUUUUUUGUCUGUAGUUGCAUUAAGAAACCUAAUUAUGGCCAGACAACCUGUCUUCAGUGUUCUCAGCCUUUGAUACACCCUUCAUUUUAUUAGGUCAGCCAGCUUUCAUCUGGAUCAGGUGUCUAGAUACAUUUAGAUGUGGUGCUUUCUUGAUUAUUCAUCAUAUGUAAUGUUUUAGGUGUGCAAUGCCAGCUUAAAGAUAUCAGAUAUAUGUUCAGUGCCUUGAAUGUGUUAAUGAUUUAAAUAUUAAGCAGAGACAUGCCAAGAUGAUUGUUCUCAUGUAGCUGAAAAAACACUCAAAAUUUUAGAGUCUAAACAUAUUCCACCAAUGUAAUGAAGGGACAGUGUUGGUCCAUUUAAGCUCUGGAUUAUGAAGUCUUAUUGUGUGUUGGUGUGAAUAUAUUUGGUUGUACACUUAAAGAUGAGCUUAAUGUAACGCUAAAUACUUAUGUUAAUAAACUUUUGGGGUGCCUUUUAAUAGCUGCCAAGCAGAAGCACUUUAUGUAGUGUGUCAUGUUUCGAGGAAUUUUUUUUUUUUUUUAAGCGUUUUCAGCUAUGGAAAUGAUUAAUGCAGGUGUAAACUGUAGUGUGUGAUGGCGGAUGUCCAGUAUGUUAUCUGUUAUUCUUUUCAAAAGAUCUAUGUGGUAAUUUUAAGGAAGUGGUAGAUACGAAUUCUUCGGCGGUUUUACUAGUAUUGUCAUGAUUUGAAAAUGAGUAAGGAAAUCAAUGCAGAACCUGUUUGAAUGUAUCCUGACCUUCGACAGGUUUAUGUUGUGUUUAUGGCACUCUAGGAAUGUAAUGAACUGUAGAAAUGAAUGGCUUCAUUUUUUUUUUCCUCUGAAGGUCGUGACAGCAGGCUUUGAUAUGUGAUGCUUAAUAGGAGCAGGCAAACACUCUUGAUGGUCUCAUGACCUCCACAAUAAAUAGUACUCAUUCACUACCAGUCAAACAUUUAGACAGAUCUACUGUUUAUAUAUUAAAUUUUUUUCAUAUUUUAAAUAAUGGUAUAUUGAGUAUAUAUACACAA
This is a messenger RNA of Megalobrama amblycephala (Wuchang bream), 5485 nucleotides long. It is a transcript of the gene taok1a, whose product is annotated as TAO kinase 1a. The transcript is spliced from 20 exons. Lineage: Eukaryota; Metazoa; Chordata; Actinopteri; Cypriniformes; Xenocyprididae. The record is from RefSeq and is a predicted model, not a curated record. Gene Ontology annotation, biological process: execution phase of apoptosis; protein phosphorylation. Gene Ontology annotation, molecular function: protein kinase activity; ATP binding. The coding region runs from base 539 to 3610 and encodes 1023 amino acids.